UCGCGUGCAGGUUGUCCAGUUGAUAGGAGAAUAUUGACGAGAUGUCUCCGAUUACGCGAAUAUUGGUGCUUGUGCUGGCGAUUGGCGGUGGCAUGCUCUACAGGAACGUUAGCCAACUGUGGGCCGAUCUACCCCCGCCAAAGCUCAAUGAACAGGAAUGGUGGGGCGACGAAGCAGAGCCGGCCGACUAUGCGGCCUAUUUGGCAAACAGCUCGGAAGUUGUCGGCAAUCGUCUAAGUUAUCCAGAUGUGCGCAUUGAGGAACUCACGAUACUCUUGAAUCAGACGCUGCGCCUCACUCCGCCCCUGGAGGGCGUGGCCUUUGAGUAUGGCUUUAAUAGCGAUUAUCUGAAGAAAUUGGUAGCCUAUUGGCGCGAUAACUAUUUGCCACGUUGGCGGGAACGCGAGGUCUUCUUGUGGCAAUUCAACCACUUUACCACCGACAUUCAAGGUCUACGCAUGCAUUUUCUACACCUCAUGGUCUACAAUGACAACAAGGUGGGGAAGAAACACUAUCCUGUACUGUUGCUUCAUGGAUGGCCCGGUUCCGUGCGCGAAUUCUACAAUCUCAUCCAUUUGCUGUAUCAGACCCAAUUGAAUAAGAAUAACAAAUACAUCUUCGAUGUCAUUGUGCCCAGUCUACCGGGAUAUGCCUGGUCACAGGGCACUUCACGGAAAGGCCUGGGGCCCGCUCAAGUAGCCGUCAUGAUUCGCAAUUUAAUGCUCCGACUCGGCUACAAGAAGUUUUUUAUACAGGGCGGCGACUGGGGAUCCGUCAUUGGCUCCAACAUAGCCACACUUUAUCCAGAGAAUGUACUCGGCUAUCAUUCCAACAUGUGUAACAACUUCAGCCCCAAAUCGCUUGUUAAGGGUAUAUUCGCCAGUUUUAUACCCAAUUUCUUCGUGUCCAGCGAAUACGCGGAUUUCUUCUUCCCCAAGUCACGUGAGCUCAGCUAUUUGCUCGAGGAGAGCGGGUACUUCCACUUGCAGGCCACCAAGCCAGACACCAUUGGUAGCGCCCUCUCCGGCAAUCCCGUUGGCCUGGCUGCCUACAUUCUGGAAAAGUUCUCCACCUGGACCAAUGCUAGUUACCGGUCCCUGCCCGAUGGGGGCCUUAAACGAAGCUACAAGCUAGACGCACUGCUAGAUAAUGUUAUGAUAUAUUAUCUGACCAACUCGAUUACCACAUCGCAGCGUUUAUAUGCCGAGGCUUAUUCGUCCGCGCAGCGAGACCUAAGGCUGGAACGCGUUCCUACGACGGUGCCAACGGGCUGUGCGCGGUUUAAGUCGGAUAUAAUGCAUUUCCUGGACUAUCAGCUUCAGGAUAAAUAUAAGAAUCUAAUACACAGUUCGUACCAUAAGCAGGGCGGACAUUUUGCGGCGCUAGAAGUUCCAAAAGUUUUACAUAGCGAUUUUAUUGAAUUUGUCCAAAAAGUAGAGAGAAAGUUUAAUAUUAAGCCGCUUUAGAAACCAUAAAACAAUUUCCUUUCAAGUCGUAUUUCUCUUUAUAUAGAGUAAUUGAUUCCCUUUGAACCGAACAGACAUAACCAUGGUGAAUGAUAAAAUACCUUUGUCUAUUAAAUAACCUAUUAGCAAUUCGUUAAA
Scaptodrosophila lebanonensis is the source of this 1604-nucleotide messenger RNA. It is a transcript of the gene Jheh1, whose product is annotated as juvenile hormone epoxide hydrolase 1. The transcript is spliced from 4 exons. The record is from RefSeq and is a predicted model, not a curated record. Bases 42 to 1466 code for a protein of 474 amino acids. Gene Ontology annotation, molecular function: epoxide hydrolase activity. Gene Ontology annotation, biological process: epoxide metabolic process. NCBI's taxonomy places the organism in Eukaryota, Metazoa, Arthropoda, Insecta, Diptera, Drosophilidae.